UAUGCGUAAGUCUCGGCAACAUCCGGGACAUCGCUGGGACUGCAGCCGAAAUUGUUUGGAAGGUGCAGCCAUGGCAACGACGAGAUUCCUCCGCGUUAACAACAUGUCCGGUGCAGCGGCACGUCGUGGAAAUAAAGAGCCACCUACAGUGAAGGACAACAAGAAGCAGAAUGAAGAAGCUGUUUUCCUCCAGUGGGAAGCGACGCCACAGCAGCAAGUCCACGCGCUGCUGUCUCAAGCCAAAGACCAACUUCCGUUGGAAAUGAGAAAGAUUCUGGGCUUCAGCAACACGCACGUAUGUAUGAAGGAAGCUGCCCUGCUGGAUUACUAUGUCAGUGGUCUCUGCUGGGCAAAAGAGACCAACUUCACCCCUGAACAGACCUCUUUCUCCAUGGCUGUAAUGCAAAGGCUGCUGGAUAACAUAAGAGAGAAACGGAUGCCUUUAGUUGAGAACUUGAUGGAGUUUGCUAAGGCUUUAGGUGCUGCCCGUCAGUGCCGAACUUCAGAGGAAUGCACUACUCCACUUCUGGAGGAAGAAGAAGCAAAGGCGCUCAUAACUUACAUCAGAAACAGUCUGUUUCAGAAGUACAGACUCUACGAGCUCCUCUUCACCACAUCCAGAGAGGAGUUACUGACGGGCGCGGAGAGGACCAUUGAGGUGUUUGGCUGUCAAGGUGCUCUCGCUCCAUUGGAGGAAGGCCUUCCCACUCACCUCUACUCCCAAUAAGUGGCUCUGCUGCUGGUAUCUGGACGGGUGGAUGAAUGGCAUCAAUACGAGCUGGGACGUGCGAUUCCUUCGUUUUGAAAGUACAUUAUUAUCAAUAUGGAUUCCGCAAAAAUAUUAAACAAUACCAUC
Messenger RNA from Pungitius pungitius (ninespine stickleback), 856 nucleotides. It is a transcript of the gene cabcoco1, whose product is annotated as ciliary associated calcium binding coiled-coil 1. The transcript is spliced from 6 exons. Lineage: Eukaryota; Metazoa; Chordata; Actinopteri; Perciformes; Gasterosteidae. Bases 2 to 727 code for a protein of 241 amino acids. The record is from RefSeq and is a predicted model, not a curated record.